GCUGCAGUUAGACAAAAGCCAACAAACAUUUACAACGUUAAACACUGACAAUAGCAGGCAUUUGGACUUUUUUUUUUUUUUUUGCAUUUUGUAACAUAAAUUAGCUCUUCGUUUAAUUUAAUUUGUAAUUUUAUCUCUGAUCCCAAUAAGAUUUGAUUUGAACACUUACUAAUCGAUGGCGUGACAUGUAAGAGUGGAGCGGCUAGUCACUAACUGAGAGACUUUCCUCAAGCGAUAUCUCAGAAGGGUGACACAACUCAACUUCACCACAUACACACUCUCUUUCGUGUCGUCUGCGAGUAUCUUUUGUCAGGCCGUGUGUGUGUGUGUGUCGAGGUCAUGUGGAGGAAGGCCGUGCUGGUGGCGCUGCUGGCGUUGGGGAUGGGGUAUCUGUACCACACUGACCCGGAGCUGCCGGCCCGUGUGCUGAACUACGUCAGUGAAUCUCUCCCGCAGAUGGAGCCGAGUGACAGCUCCGAGCCCCGCCCCCCGACGCUGGAGGAGGCCAUCGCACGCGCCUGGCAGACCCUCAUCACGGCUCCGGCCCGACGCUGGGCGAGAGUGGCAGUGGGGGUGAACGCCUGUGUGGAUGUGGUGGUGUCCGGGGUGGGGCUGCUGCAGGCGCUCGCUCUCGAACCUGGAUCCGGCAGAGACCAUGUGGUCCUACACGGCAAAGAGGACCUGAAAGAGGCCUUCAUCCACUACAUGGGGAAGGGCGCUGCUGCAGAGCGCUUCUUCUCAGAUAAGGAGGUUUUUCAAAGGAUCGCACGGGCGGCUGCUGAAUAUCCCGGCGCUCAGCUUUAUGUUGGUGGAAAUGCUGCUCUUAUUGGCCAGAAACUGGCGUCUAACCCAGAACUUGUAGUCCUCUUAUGUGGUCCGGUGGGGCCGAAGCUUCAUGAAAUGCUGGAUGAACAGAUCAUAGUCCCACCAGAAUCUCUGCAGGAGAUGGAUGAGUUCCACCUGAUCCUGGAGUACAAGUCAGGUGAACAGUGGGGUUCCUCGAGAGCUCCUCAGGCUAGCCGCUUCAUCCUGUCCCAUGACGUGUCCAACGGUGAAAUGAGCACGCUGGAGACAUUCGUGGCCAGUCUGGACGAGUUCCAGCCGGAUCUGGUGGUUCUGUCCGGACUGCAUAUGAUGGAAGGAAUGGGCCGGGACCUUUGGGAGGAACGACUGAAAGAGGCGGUGGUGGCCAUCUCAGACGUGAGGAACGAGGUGCCCAUCCACCUGGAGCUGGCCAGUAUGACUGACCGAGACUACAUGAACCUGAUCCUGCAGGAGCAGGUCUUGCCCAUCGUGAACUCCAUUGGUCUGAACGAACAGGAGCUGCUGUUUUUGACUCAGUCCGGAGGUGGACCUCACGCUGACCUCACUUCCUGGGACGGCAUCCCCGAUGUGGGCCGCGUCAGCGACAUCCUGCUCUGGGUCCUGGAGCAGCAGGGCCGGGUGGACCCAGAAUCUGAAGCCGACCUGACCCGGAUCCACUUCCACACGCUAGCGUACCACAUCCUGGCUACGGUGGACGGCCACUGGGGAAACCAGGAGGCGGCGGUGGCCGCAGGCGCCCGUGUGGCCAGCAGUCAAGCCUGCGGUCUGCAAGCGGUAGAUGUCACGAAGGUGGUCCUCAAGGCACCGCUGAGCUUCUACAGCUCCUUCUCAGAGCCGAGGAAGAGUCUAACGGUGGACCCGACCCGACCGGUCACCGUGUGGCGCAGAGGAAACGUUUCAUUCCAUCUCACACCUGUCCUGGUGUGCAAACAGCCUCUGAGGACUGUGGGAUUGGGCGACGCCAUUUCAGCUGAAGGCCUUCUGUUUUCAGAGGUCACGCCUCAGCCUGAGCUCUAAGAGACGCCUCUCAUUCAUCCUUUUGAAGAUAUGUCCUCAACAUUAGGUCUUAAAGCUGGGGAAACAGACUUAGGGGGAAUCAAACGAAGGGAUGUUUUUCAGAGCAAAACAAGUUUGAGGUGCAGGGCACUCUUUGUUUUUUUUUUUUUUUUUGGUUGCUACUUUUGUCUAAAAUCACAUUGUGAAAGACGGCACUGAACGUGACGACGUGAGCCAGGUUCUUUAAACAAAGAUGAACAUUCUGUCAUAAUUUGCUCACCUUUAAACCUAAACGACCUUCUUUAUUACAUUAGAAAUUGUCCAGAAGUCAAACUCCGUUUUCGGUGAGUAAAUGAUGACAGAAUUUGUAUUUCUGGAAGAACUUUUUUAAAACUAUAAUAAGAGGAGAUCAUACUCUGGUUAACAGGUGUACAAGACCUGCAGCUGCUAUUGGGACGAAUGAAAGCGAACGAGAGAAUGAUUUUAGAGUCUUAAACGUCCCAAAUCUCCAUUGUACUUCCAAACACUCCUUUAUUUGGGUUAUGAAUGUUAAUUAGUAGCAGAACCGGAAGCCCAUCAGGUUUACCAGGUUUAUCCAGUGAUGCAUUAUUUUUCCCUUAAGCUAAGUAACAUUAAGUUCUUAUGGAAGCAUAUUACUGCCACUGAAUAAAAACUAAAAAAGUAAUUGCGACUUUUUUUCUCUGAAUUGCGAGAUAAAGACAGAAUUUUGUGAUAUAAAAUCGCAGUUUUGCGGAAAAAAAUCAGGAUUUGCAAGAUAUAAACUGCCAACUACGAAAAAAGUCAGAAUUCCGAGAUGUAAACACGGAAUCGUGAAAAAAAAAGUCAGAAUUCCGAGAUGUAAACACGGAAUCGUGAAAAAAAAAGUCAGAAUUGCGAGAUGUAAACAUGGAAUUGUGAAAAAAGUCAAAAUUCUGAGAUGUAAACACUGAAUUGUGAAAAAAAGUCAGAAUUCCGAGAUGUAAACACGGAAUUUUGAAAAAAGUCAGAAUUCCGAGAUGUAAACACGGAAUUUUGAAAAAAGUCAGAAUUCCGAGAUGUAAACUGGCAAUUACCUCUCUUCAUUUUUUAUUCACUGGCAGAAACACGCUUCCUUAAGUUCUCUUAACAUAAUGAAAUUAAAAACAAAUGAUUCCAGGGUCAAUCUAAAGUCAAAAUAAUUCCUUAAUAUUAGUUAAUAGUUUAGAUCAUCAGUUUACCUCUCGGGAUUGUGGCCAUCAUUUACUGCACAUAUGAUUAAAUACCAUUCAUUAUUCUCGUCUUAAUCUUAAUGUUCUUCAAGAUGGGAAUCUAGCUGUAGGUUUUUGUAAAUUGGAGCCAGCAUUAUUUGUAUAUAAUAAGAGAAAUGGUAAAUAUUUCCCAUUCGUUCUGGUUUGGUCUGUAUGUAGUGUAGGUGGCAUUAAUGACGACUGUUGUGAUUUAUGAUGCUUCCUGUUUUUAAAGGUUACACAUAAUGAAUCUGUCAUUUAUUCUUAUGAGUCAUGAAGUUACCAUGUACCAUCCAAACACUUCUGACGUAUGAUUUUUAUUGUUUUAUUUGAGAUGUACUAAUUAAUCUCUGUGAAUUAUCAUCUGUCUUAAACCAGCAUUAAACCCAUUUUGAGGCUUUUUAACUAAUGCAGUUUUAGAAAUGAGCCACGAAUGGUUUUAUGAACACUUUUCACACAAUUGUGUUUGUGUUUCCUGAAUGAGGCAAUAACUGUGAGAAAUGCCUCGGAUCAUGAACCUCAUGGAUCAUGUUUUGUACUGUAUUUCUGUAACACUACAUUAUUGAUGCUGUUAGUUUCUCAAACCAACAAAAGAGGGGACUUGAAAGGUUUUCUUGUUCAGAUGCUGCAAACGUUGAGUGGUGGUGUGAGAAACUAACAGAAAGUUCACAUUCAUGAAACUUAUUUUGACUAGAUCAAAUGUUUUAGGGUUCUAGUUUGCACACGUGAUUAUGCAACAAAGUCUUUAAGAGUUACUGGGCAAAACGUCCUUCAAUCAUAAAUGUUGAGACUAGAAAUAAUAGCUCUGUUAACUUGAGUAUGGAAUAUUUUUAUAUAAAUAAAACACUUCUGUACUGGAUA
This is a messenger RNA of Carassius auratus (goldfish), 3908 nucleotides long. RefSeq names its product ADP-dependent glucokinase-like. The record is from RefSeq and is a predicted model, not a curated record. Gene Ontology annotation, biological process: glucose metabolic process. The coding region runs from base 340 to 1842 and encodes 500 amino acids. Gene Ontology annotation, molecular function: ADP-specific glucokinase activity. Lineage: Eukaryota; Metazoa; Chordata; Actinopteri; Cypriniformes; Cyprinidae. Gene Ontology annotation, cellular component: endoplasmic reticulum. The transcript has 8 exons.